AUGGGAGAUGGUGUGACUCCUCCACUUCUGAUAACAGAGAGAAACACAACGAUGUUGCGUGUCAAGGAAGAAGUGAAGAAACAGCUAUGGCUCUCUGCUCCUCUCAUUGGUGUAAGCCUCCUUCAGUACUCUCUCCAAGUCAUCUCCGUCAUGUUCGUUGGCCAUCUCGGUUCUCUUCCUCUCUCCGCCGCCUCCAUCGCCACCUCCUUUGCCUCCGUCACCGGUUUCACUUUCCUCUUGGGAACAGCGAGUGCGUUGGAGACGCUAUGUGGCCAAGCGUACGGAGCAAAGCUAUACGGUAAACUAGGCAUUCAGAUGCAGAGAGCAAUGUUUGUUCUUCUCAUACUCUCUGUUCCUCUCUCUAUCAUAUGGGCCAACACUGAACAUAUACUCGUGCUUGUACACCAAGACAAAGCCAUUUCAAGUGUUGCUGGCUCGUAUGCUAAAUACAUGAUACCGAGUCUCUUCGCGUACGGGCUGCUUCAGUGUAUCAACAGGUUCUUACAAGCGCAGAACAAUGUGUUCCCUGUGUUUGUCUGCUCUGGAAUCACCACUUGUCUUCACUUGCUUCUUUGUUGGUUGUUUGUGUUGAAGACUAGUUUGGGAUACAGAGGAGCUGCUCUCGCGAUUUCCAUCUCUUACUGGUUUAAUGUUAUUCUACUAUCUUGUUACGUUAAGUUCUCUGCUUCUUGCUCGCAUAGCUGGACCGGGUUUUCGAAAGAGGCGUUUCAUGAGAUUUAUGAUUUUUCUAAGAUUGCUUUUCCUUCAGCAGUUAUGGUCUGUUUGGAGCUAUGGUCCUUUGAGCUUCUGGUUUUAGCUUCAGGGCUUCUUCCUAACCCGGUUUUAGAAACUUCUGUUCUUUCAAUCUGUCUAAACACUUCACUAACAAUCUGGCAAGUAUCAGUUGGUCUUGGUGGUGCUGCGAGUAUAAGAGUCUCGAACGAGUUAGGAGCAGGGAACCCACAAGUGGCGAAACUGGCUGUAUAUGUCAUUGUAAGUAUAGCAGUUGCCGAGGGUAUUGUGGUUGUUACCGUUUUGCUGUCUAUACGGAAGGUUCUUGGUCGAGCUUUUAGCAGUGAUCCGAAAAUCAUCUCAUAUGCUGCAUCGAUGAUACCUAUUGUUGCAUGUGGAAACUUCCUUGAUGGUCUCCAAUGCGUUCUCUCAGGGGUUGCUAGAGGAUGUGGAUGGCAGAAAAUUGGAGCAUGUGUAAAUCUUGGAUCAUAUUAUCUUGUGGGAGUUCCGUUAGGCUUAGUGCUCGGUUUUCAUUUCCACAUUGGUGGUCGGGGGCUUUGGCUUGGAAUUGUAACAGCACUAGCUGUUCAGGUGUUGUGUCUGUCCUUGGUCACUAUAUUCACGAACUGGGAUAAGGAGGCAAAAAAAGCUACAAACAGAGUUGGAGACAAAGACGAAAAAGGUGAUUAUGUUGAACAAUCAAUUCCAAGAUGA
Eruca vesicaria subsp. sativa (arugula) is the source of this 1446-nucleotide messenger RNA. The record is from the annotation of a GenBank genome assembly. Lineage: Eukaryota; Viridiplantae; Streptophyta; Magnoliopsida; Brassicales; Brassicaceae.